This is a messenger RNA of Musa acuminata AAA Group (dessert banana), 1705 nucleotides long. RefSeq names its product UPF0496 protein 4-like. The record is from RefSeq and is a predicted model, not a curated record. Bases 366 to 1466 code for a protein of 366 amino acids. Lineage: Eukaryota; Viridiplantae; Streptophyta; Magnoliopsida; Zingiberales; Musaceae. The transcript is spliced from 2 exons.
UCGAUUUCUAAGCCUUUGCUUCUAAUCUUCUCAACGGAUCCGUUCCUUGCGCCGAAAGCGUGGAUCUGUUGGAUCUCUGCUAGUCGUAGAAUAGAUUGAUCGACGAAUCCAAGAUCCCUUCGAAAGAAAGUAGAAAUUUUAGGGUUUUUUUGGGGAUCCAUUUAUUUUCUGCCUAUAAAGGCACCGGUUUGAUCGUUAGGCACUUCUCUCAGCGUUGAUGGAGGAGUUUCCGAUCUGAGAUUUGGGCAUUCCUUGAUGCCUCUCUAUCAUCGACUUCUGUUCAGCUAAUUAUCUAGUUCUUGAGCUAAAAUUUUGUCAGGCUAUCCUGAAGAACAGAGUAUAUUUCAGCUAGAAGUUCAACAAACAUGAGUCGACCACAUGAUGGACAGCGGACCUUCUUUCCAUUUGGAAAUCCUUUUCGUAUUAUCCUCCCCAAGGGAUCUUAUUUGUCGCUGAAGCUUCGUGAAUUACAGUUUUCUUUUGAGAAAAACUUGGCAGAUAAAUUGAAAAAGCUCAAGCCUAAGGAUAAUGCAGAUGUCCUUACUCUAUCCUGGAUGAGGCUUGCUAUCGAGUUCUUAUCAGAAGCUUAUAAUAGCUUAAAAACUUUAAUUAAUGAGCUUCAGUUACCUGUUUCUGACUGGGAUGAGAAGUGGAUUGACAUAUACUUGGACAGCAGUGUGAAGUUGCUUGAUAUUUGCAUUGCGUUAAGCUCUGAGCUAUCCCGAUUAAAUCAAGGUCAAAUUCUGCUUCAGUAUGUGGUACGUCUUAUGGACGUCUCCACCAGUCAUCCUUCACCUGAACAACUCAAAAAAUCUCAUUUGCAUCUUCAUGAAUGGAUCGAACGUAUCAACUCCAAGAGUUUCAAACUGGAAAGCUGUCCUGUUAUUGAAAGUCUUCGAGGAACUCUUGGUUUACCAAAGGUCAAAAGCUCCAAAGGAAAGGUAUUGAUGAGAGCCUUAUAUGGAGUUAAGGUCAUGACUGUAUUCAUUUGUGGUGUCUUUUCAGUGAUGCUGUCUGGUUGCUCAAAACCACUGAUCGACUUGCACAUUUCUUCUGAGGACUUCUUUUGGUUUGAGGCCUUCAGUGACUUGCAAGCUGCUGCAAACGAGGAAAUUAGGAGACGGUUUGACAGUGGGAAGGUGGUGAUAUUCAAAGAGAUAGCGGCAGUUGAAGCAUGUGCUUCAGGGUUAUGCAAUUUGACUAUCAGCGGCUGUUGUCAGAAAGAACCCGUGCAAGAUGGCAUUGGCAUUAAUCAUGAAGAGGAAAUGAUUGCACCAAGGAAGAGCACCGACUUAGAAAGGCAAAUGUUUCAGGAGUAUGCUAUCAAUUUGGUCAACGGGGCCAACAGCCUUGGCCAUGAGCUAGAUUCUGUUUCAAAACAAGUCAAUGACUUUUUCGAAAUCGUUUUAAUGGGUCGUGAUGCUUUGCUUUGUAAUCUUAGAAUGUCUGCUGUAACACAACAGUAGUAUCAGUGACAUUAGAUCAUGGUGUCAUCAGGUUGUUCCAUGAAUCGUUGGUGUCUUGUUGGAUAUGGGCCAGGAAAGUUCCUAAAUGUUGAUAAUGAGCUAGAGAGAGCCUGCAACAUAAGCUUGUUGUACCUUAAUCAUGCUACAUUAGUUGUAUGGUAUAUGUGUCUGCCUUUCAUGCUAUUUGAUAGCGCCAAUGAGUCCAGCAGCAAUGAAAAAUGGUGCUUGUUCAGUUGCUA